AUGCUUCCACCCCUGAAUCCAAAUCAAUGGGGAAGGGUUACUGGAGGACCGAGGCAGGGACAAUCUAGUGGUGGAGAUGGCAGAGGGAAUAAUGUCCAACAAGUAAGCCAGGGUAGACCAUCGAGUGCUGCUUCCAAUACUAACAACAAUAGAGGAAAACAACCAGUUGGGGCCAGCAAUUCAGGAAGCCAGGGGAGAAUUUUCGUUGUCAAUAGCGCCCAGGCUCAAGCAAGCGACGCCGUUGCCGGUACUUUCCUAAUAAACUAUGUGCCUGGUUUAGUUCUAUUUGAUACAGGAGCCACGAAUUCUUUCAUCUCUUGCAUGCUUGCUGAUAAAUUGGGGUUAAGAUCUACUACUAGGUUAAACCUUAACGUAAUGACUGCCUCAGGACUAGUAGUAGCUUGUAAGAACAUAUAUGAGAAUGUUUCUAUAGAGAUAGCGGGAGUUAACUGUCCCGGGAAUCUUAUUCGGUUUGAGUUGGAAGGUAUAGAUGUGGUAUUGGGAAUGGACUGGUUAGAGAAAUAUAAAGCUCGAAUAGUGUGUAAUGAAAAGAAAAUUCUGUUAAGAGGACCGAAAGGGAAAAGGGUUUCAUAUCGAGGAAUCGAGAAGGAGCCCGAACCAAAGCUGAUGACAAUGCGAAGACUGAGAAAAUACGCACAAAAGGGGUAUGAAGUGUACCUCUGUCUGGUGCAGGAUACGGAGGUAGAAAAACUGGAGAUCAGUCGGAUCCCAGUGGUGUGUGAAUUUCCGGACAUGUUCCCGGAUGAUCUUGCAGGAAUGCCCCCUGAAAGAGAAGUGGAAUUCACCAUUGACCUGAUGCCAGGAACAUCAACUAUUUCCAAAGCACCUUAA
This is a messenger RNA of Ipomoea triloba (trilobed morning glory), 852 nucleotides long. RefSeq lists its product as uncharacterized. NCBI's taxonomy places the organism in Eukaryota, Viridiplantae, Streptophyta, Magnoliopsida, Solanales, Convolvulaceae. The coding region runs from base 1 to 852 and encodes 283 amino acids. Gene Ontology annotation, biological process: proteolysis. The transcript has a single exon. The record is from RefSeq and is a predicted model, not a curated record. Gene Ontology annotation, molecular function: aspartic-type endopeptidase activity.